Messenger RNA from Klebsormidium nitens, 2533 nucleotides. The record is from the annotation of a GenBank genome assembly. Lineage: Eukaryota; Viridiplantae; Streptophyta; Klebsormidiophyceae; Klebsormidiales; Klebsormidiaceae.
GGGCAAUUGCCACUUUUGCAACGUUGCAUUGGAUUUGUUGUUGAUGCUGGACUUUGGAGGUGGUUUCUUUCAGUAAGUAAUAGCCCAGAGGGCAAAGGAAAGAUCAGCUCCGAGCUGCCGUUGUUUGCUGUGACAGCACCUGCAGGCUUCAGGACACCGUGCCAGCUUUCCUUAGGGACUGCCCCAACCUCAGCACGGACCGCACCCCUGUUGAAAGUUUUGUGGUAGACCCCGGCCGCUCGCAGCAGUCACAAAAAAAGUCACAUACAACAUAUAAAGGGGCAAUUAAGGCGUGGGCAUCAUCAGUUCUCAACGGUGUGCACACAGGAGCCAGGUCCCAGCCCUUGUCCGUGCCAGCCAAUAUCAGUUUCUUACGGACGUCUGACACUAGCCAGUGAGGCAGAGCUGCCGCAAAGGCCCAGCCGAUAGAAAGUGUCAAGCCUGAGAGGAGUGCUCGGGGAAGGGUGUGGCUGCAGGUCCACCAACGCUCUGCCAGUUUCCAAAUAUCACCGCACACAGUCAGAAGCUAGGAAGAGAAACCUGCCCAGCAUAGACGAUCACUCACUUACGUAAACAUGGGCGAUCGUCAGAGAAGAAGUGACACAUAGUCAGCGAGAGGGCCCCUGAGCAAUGAGCCUCCCCCGGGGAUCCCUCUUCUCAGGCAAGGUCAAGUUCGGGGGCCUGAAAGCCAUAAUGGUGCGCCCCGAUCCGCGCUGCGUGGCGGCCGUGGCGCUCGUGUUCGUGACAGGUGUCAUGCUCCGAUUGGGCCUCUCGAGCAGCCCCCGAUGCACGAUCACAGAGCUGUCCCUGGGGUACAAUAUCAACUACGCCAGGAUCCAACAAGAUGCGGAGCAAGUCCUGGCGUCCGCGCCUAGUUGGGUGGACGACCCAAUGUGGUUCCGGGACCCUGUGCCGGAGAGCCCGAUGAAUGAACCAGACUUUUGGCGCCCCGUCGUGGCCUACUAUUUGUCCCCUUGGUCCCACCUGCAGCAGAAAGUGUGCCACCACAUCGACUCCUCCCCAGCCUGCUCGGCGGCCGCAAUCCUCCGCGCCUCCGACACUCCGCAAAAACGGAUCACGAACCCCCUGCUAGACUAUGCCUGCCAGCGACUGCACACCGAAUACCAGUCCUUCCGAGCACAGGUGGUAAACGGCACCCUGUUCCUGUCAGAGUGCUGGUCUCUGCCCAACUGGCAGCCCACGAUCGCCAACACCAAAAUGGUCAUUCUCGAAGCCAUCCGGCAAUUCGGCCCGCACGCUUUCCCUCCGGUGGACUUCACCGGGAACCAGUGGGACAACGACCUGGUGUCAAUAAAAGGGCUGAACACGUCCGCCAUUGAAAAUGACUCCAUCGGGCUGAAGUGGGCGCCGCUUCCGAUCUUUAGCCCGGUGCAGCAACCGGGGAAAACAGUGGACGUGCCGUUCCCAGACUUCUCAUUCAUGCUGGGCCCCAACAACGAGUUCAAGACGCCCCCCUGGGACUACCGCCGUCGGAUGGUGGCGGAGAUUGCGUCGCGUAUCCCGUGGGAGGCGCGCAGCAGCCUCGCCAUCUGGAGCGGCAGCGUCGGGAAGGAGGGGUCGCAGCGGCAGGAGCUGAAAGCGGUGGCAGAGGCAAAUCCCGAGCUUCUGUUUGUGAACGACUUCGACGUGUACAUCAGCAGGGUUAGGGCGGUGCGCAAGUGCCACGUCACGAUGCCGGGGGAGCUGACGGUGGGGCGGGGCAUGGGCAGCAGCACGAACGCGUGCCAGAUGGACUUCCACGACCUGUGCAAGUUCAAGUACCUAGUGCACAUACGGGGGGGCGUCGGGGGGAUGACGUACUCGAAUCGGUUGAAGGACUUGUUGCUGUGCGGCUCCGUGGUUCUAUACGUAGAGUACCCGUGGCAGGAGUUCUUCGAGCCGCUCUUACAACCGUGGGUGCAUUACGUCCCGGUACCAACCGUUGGGGACCUCCCCGCGGUCAUCCGGGAGCUCAAACGGAACGAACGGGAGGCGAAGCGGAUCGGGCGGAAUGGGGCGGAGUUUGCGCAGGGCAUGGGCUCACGCGCGGUGUCGGCGUAUGUGGUGGAGCUGUUUCGGCAAUACGCGGCGCUGCAAGACUUCGUGCCGGAGGGCUUGCCGGACGCGACAGCUGUGCGAUGCCCGCGGGAUUUGUAUGAGCACUAUCACCUGCCGCUCGAAGAUUACCCGAUGUACCCAUGUAUGAAUGAGAUGCCCCGCCUGCUCGAGUAGGGCGCUUUCACGCCGGAGGCGAUGCAGCAGAGCCAACUGCAAUGGUUCCGCAGCAACCAGCAUGUGCGCUUAAGCGAAGGUUGGGUGUUAUAAGCCGUUCUCCGGCUUUGUAAGCUUUGACUUUGCCUCCGGAAGUGGAGCCGGGUGGUCGAAAUCGACCACCCAGCCAGAGCUAAGCAAACAAAAUUAACACCCAUGCAAUGGAUCAGAUAGUUCCGGCUGCCUUCAUUUGACUAGCUAUAGCCGAGAGCCCAAAUUAUGGAAACCAUGUAGGCACCUAUUGUUAAGUACUGAAUACUUC